This is a messenger RNA of Coregonus clupeaformis (lake whitefish), 3588 nucleotides long. Its product is annotated as piggyBac transposable element-derived protein 2. Bases 776 to 3211 code for a protein of 811 amino acids. The transcript is spliced from 6 exons. Lineage: Eukaryota; Metazoa; Chordata; Actinopteri; Salmoniformes; Salmonidae. The record is from RefSeq and is a predicted model, not a curated record.
UCCCCAAUCUGACUUAUUCUAAAGCUACUUGCACUGUAGGGCUGUUAUAUACUACAUGUUUAUGACCUAAUGGUUAGCUAUAGACUGCAGUAUUCAAAUAUAAAAGAUGUACACUAAAUUCCCAGAUGCUUCUUUCUCUGACACCAUCCAAAGCUUUGUAUUUUUCAUAACUAAUGUAAUGAUAGUUGUCCAUUACACCUUUAUUAAUUACUAGUAAUGAAAACUUGGUCAACUCUGUUCAUCUUGAUACAUUGGUCUAGUUCAAAAUAAGGCAACAGUAAACAUGUUGUCCCCCACGAAUGAUGCAGAAAUAAGCUAAAGAAAAAGGACAGCGCUCUCCACAUGACCUUUCCAAUAAGUAUUGUGAGAGAGAGAGCUUGGUGAGUUCUGUCUAGUAUGACUGCCGAGUGUAUCACUAACUAUGAUAAAUAAAUAAAAAAGGCAACAGUAAACAUGUAGUCCCCCACGAAUGAUAAAUAUUUCAGAGUUCCCAGUUGUUUUGAACUCGGCAUUAAUCAAGACAGACCUUUUUCGUUAUCUGACACAACUAUAGGGCAGUAGGAUUCACUUUCGUGUAUGCCCAGCAGAUGGCAGUAAAAUACAUUUUAAAGGGAAAUAAAAAAUAUUUCCAAACUUUGUAGCGAGUAUUUUGGUCUUUUCGAGAUUCCGUAUGUGCAACCACAAUAAUAUUCCCCGACUCAUAUAUUUCCAUAGAAAGGUUGCUAUACCGUUUUGAUACUUCUGAAAAGCAUCCAUGUAACUUCAGAUUGUCACCAUGCCACUGACAAAUGCUGAAAAGCAAAGAAGAUACAGACAAAGACUAAAGGAGAAGGGGAGUUAUGAGGAGGUCAAAGAAAAAGACAGAAGGAGGCACAGUUUGAGAAAAGCACAGGCUAAAAGCCAAGGAAAAUGUAUGUUUCUUGUGUUUUGGCAUGAGUUUGAUCAUCAUCUGCUGAAGAUGGAUCAAUAUGGGAGAUAUGAAAGCAGUGGUCAGCCAGAAGAGGUUUCUGAUCACUCACUGCAUUGGAGGCAGGUCAAAGAGGAGGCUGAAGAAUGUGAGAUUCAGCAGAGCCAAGGGUCAGCAGUGUCAUUAGGACUUGAAAUGUCCCAGGUGCUGCCUUCUCCAGUCCCAGUCAAAGAGGAGUCUGAAGAAUGCUCGCUUCUGCCAGUAGAUGAAGAAGAAGUUGCCUCAAUUACAGUGAAGAAAGAAGAGAAUGAAGACUGGUUGAAGUCAGAAGAUGAGGAUGUUGUGAAAGUGUCAGUGCCUUGGGAGCCGUUGGAAACACCAUCAUCAUCAUGCUCAGAUACAGAGGACAGUGAGAUGGAAAGCGAUAAUGUGCGGCACAUGGACACAAAAACCCUCAGUAGAAAGAGGCCAAGAACUGCUGAGGCCAUUCUACCACAGGACCCCCUGGAGUCAGAGGUGGAGGACCUAAGUGACUCAGAAGAUGAUGACCUAGAGUACAUUCCAAAACCAGGAGAUCUGGAGGACGAGUCCCCUUCUAAGCUGACAAAAGGAGAUGCUUCCCCACACCCUAAAACUGCAGAGUAUCCUAAGAGAAAGAAGAGAAAAAGCAGAAACGUAAUUAUAUUGGUUCCUACAGACACACAUAACCACAAUCUCGACACAGUUGUAAGCCCAUGUAAUUCUAGCUCCUUCAAAACACAGCCAAGACAUCCGCUUUGGAAGAAGGCCAACAUAGAUUCCUUCCAAGUUCCAGAUCCAGUGUUUGUGGCACCACAGUGUGUUCAAUCCCCCUAUCAAUAUUUCAAGAUGUUUUUCACUGAUCAGAUGAUUGCACACAUUGCUGAGCAGACCAACCUUUACUCUGUUCAACAGACUGGAUCCGCAAUCAACACAAACUCUGGAGAGAUUGAGGAUUUCUUGUCUAUGCUUCUCUACAUGGGUGUUUUUGACUUUCCAACCUUUGUGGACUACUGGCAUUCUGACUCUCGCUUCCCACCCGUGGCUGAUGCCAUGUCUUUGAGAAGGUUCCAGUCCCUCCGCAGGUAUCUUCACUUCAAUGACAACAUGCAAAGUAAUCACAGUCCUGACCGCUUCUACAAGAUCCGACCUCUUUUUAACAUGCUGCGUCAACAGUGUCUCCUCAUACAGCCAACCAACAGGCAGAACAUAGCUGAAGUCAUGGUAGCUUACAAAGGAACCAAAGCAGGAAAUCUUCGUCAUUACAAAUCUAAUCAGCAUGACAAAUUUGGUUUUAGGUUAUUCUCUCGGGGCAGUUCUUCAGGUAUUAUCCAUGACCUGCUACUGUACCAAGGGGAUACAACAUUUCUCAAUACUGGGCUAGAUGAAGACGAACAGAAUCCUUUGCUGGGUACCAAGGUUGUCACUACCCUCUGUACAACUAUUGCAGAGCCAGAAGCUACAGUUGUUUUCUGUGACAACUACCUCAUCAGUUUUGACCUGGUCAAGUCCCUGCAGGCAAGACUGGGAGUGAGGUGUAUUGGCACUGUGAGAGCAAACUGCACAGGUGGAGCAACUGCAAUGGAUGACAAGGAGCUUGCAAAGCUAGGGCGUGGAGCAUACGACUACUGUUCUCAAGAGGGGGUGAUUGCUGUCAGGUGGUUGGACAAAAAGAGUGUCUCAAUACUAAGCAAUGCAUGUGGAAUUGAACCUUUGGGGUCUGUUAGGCGGUUCUGUAGGGAGACCCAUCAAAAGAUUGAUAUCACAUGCCCAUCAGUCAUGUCGGCUUACAUUCAAGCAAAGGAGGGCAUCGAUCUGUCUGAUAUGCUGGUGCGUCUGUACAAGACACCUAUGAAGGCACACCGGUGGUAUCAUCCUCUGUUUGGAUACAUCCUUGAUCUGUGCAUUGCCAAUGGUUGGCUGAUGUACAAGCGGGACUGUGACCUUCUCAACGAAAAACCAGUGCACCUAAAAAGGUUUCGUUUGUCUGUGGCAGGGACACUGAAAGUAGUCAACAAACUCCCAGCCAGGAUUGGCCAACAAUCAGUUCUUCCAAAUCCACACACAACUCCAAAGCGGCGGCACAAUCCCAGAGCCUUACAGCCUACAGCAGAUGUCCGCUAUGACUGCCUUGGACACUGGCCUAUCUUUGGGGAACAGAGAGGAAGGUGCAACCUGUGCGUCAAGGGCGUCUCGAGGUGGAAGUGUUCCAAGUGUGGUGAUGGAAAGUUGUUUUUGUGUCUGAACAACAAGCAGCAGUGCUUUGUGUGUUAUCACCAGAAGUGAUCAUUAUCAGAGCAAAUUAAUUGUAUGUUGGAUUUUUGUUACAUAAAAAAAUAUUUAUUAAAAAACAUUACUGUUUUUGUUGUAUUUCUAUUAUAUGGAGGUUUCCGUGAAGUUGAUGUACAACUUAAUUGUUAUCACUGUUUCAACAUUGAUGCUGUUGUUAAUUGUGGCCAUUUUUGCUGUUACUGUGAUGCCUAUAAUGUUGUAUAAUUUGGACUAGCAUGAAGUAAAGGUAACUUUUUUACUUAUGUUUUACUUAACUUGAACAUGUUUUUGUAUUAUUGUUUCAUAAUGACAUGUACAUUUACUAAGGUUUACUGAAUGAUUUGCAUUUUUGUGUUGUACAAAUAAAAAUGCGCUACUUGUUUCUCACUGUU